Cryptococcus wingfieldii CBS 7118 is the source of this 2886-nucleotide messenger RNA. Its product is annotated as serine/threonine protein kinase. The coding region runs from base 1 to 2886 and encodes 961 amino acids. Lineage: Eukaryota; Fungi; Basidiomycota; Tremellomycetes; Tremellales; Cryptococcaceae. Gene Ontology annotation, molecular function: protein serine/threonine kinase activity; ATP binding; tau-protein kinase activity. The transcript has 2 exons. Gene Ontology annotation, biological process: microtubule cytoskeleton organization; intracellular signal transduction; protein phosphorylation. The record is from RefSeq and is a predicted model, not a curated record. Gene Ontology annotation, cellular component: cytoplasm.
AUGCUGCAUGCUUCAAACACCUCGCCCUCACCCGCUUCUUUGUUCAUCUCGCGUCUGCAUGCUCCCGUGACCCAGGGAAGCGAGUCUACCGCCAGCGGGCCCAGCGGGCAAGCAGGAACGGAUAGACGGAGAACGCCCUAUCUCAGAGGGACAGAAGGAGAGGCGUCAGAUCCGGUGCCAGAUCCGUCCUCGUCUCGGGGGGCAUAUCCAAAUACUACCUCGUACAUCCCCCCUGCCGCUUCUCGCCAUCCCCUCUUUGCUCACCAUGCUCUCUCGCCCCAGCGGAUAGCGGGUCCUUCCGGUUCCCAGACUGUUGCGGAACCACCUUUAGCCACCCCUGCCCCUCAAAGACAACUGUCCCAUGUUGGAGAGAGCUCAACUGCCAGCUCACUCUCCUCACCACCCUCCAUCCGACCAUCACCACAACCAUCCCCCGCAUCCCUCUUCAUCUCGCGCCUUCACGCGUCUAAAGCUGCCGCCACCAGCGCCGAUGAGCCCGGAACGCCGGCCAAGAGAACCAUCAACGAAGGCGGUUUGUCGGGAGGGUCAGAUCUGCGGCGAAUAUCGAGUUUAAGAGGAGGAGCAUCAGGCCCCUCGUUUGGGGAAGCUGCAUCGAAUAUGUCUUCGCCGCAAGGACCAAAUCCAAAUACUGUUUAUACGCCCCCAGCAGCCUCCCGCCACCCACUCUUCUCCCACCAUGCGAAUCCUCCCCAGCGGCAGCUCUCCUAUAGAUCCAAUGGAGGCGCCUCGCCUUCGUUCCUUUCAGACCCCGGACCUUCGGGGCCACCGUCUCCUUCGAUAUCAGACAUGUCCAACCUCUCCGCAAACGCGUUUUCGCCAGCCAACCACUUCUUGUCGUACUUUUCGUCGUCCUCCAGCGGGGGUGCUUCGCAGGUCGCCCCGGAUGCGGAAGGGGCGAGAGUCUUGGGCUAUACGCUCGGCAAGCUGGUGGGCCGGGGUGGAUUCUCGACUGUGCGCAAGGCGAUACUCGUCAAGACGGGCGAAGUCUUCGCCUGCAAGAUUGUGAAGCGAGAUGACCUCUCUGAUCGGAGCGGUUCUCUGGAAAAAUUUGAAGAGGAAAUUCAGACAUGGCAAAACCUUCCAAAACACCCCUGUCUCCUACCGCUAUUAGACAUGCACCGCACACCCUCUGUCACAUUCCUCUUUAUACCCUACAUGCCGGGCGGGUCGCUCUUGGAUGUCCUCCAGAAAGAAGGCGGGUCAGACAAGACGGCGCGCAAGUGGUUCCCUGGCGUUGUCGCGGCCGUUUCGGCAAUGCACGACGGUUACUCCGGGUUCCCGGGAGGCCUCUUGCAUGGUGAUCUGAAGCUGGACAACUUUUUGGUGGAUCUUUCUGGUAAAGUCAUGGUCUGUGACUUUUACAUGGCGCAGCAGGUGGGGAUAGGCGAGCCGCGACGGGGGAGAGAGAUGGCAACGAUACCACCGCCGUUGAAUGGGAAUGCUGGUGGUGUGGGACGCCAUUCGACGUUACCUAGCAACUUUCAACGAGGUUCUAGCAGGCUGCCAUCGCCUUAUAGGCAUUCCAACCCUCACUCUCAUGGACCUCGCCGAGUUUCAAAUGAGCACCACCUCCAUACUCCUGAAGGCGCCGCUGUCGCCUCCCAGCCAUUCCCUUCCGCCUCUCUACCCUACGCCCCACCUGAACUGCUCCGUGCUCCGCCUUCCGGUCCUUCUCUCGCCCAGGACAUCUGGGCUGUUGGCAUCAUCCUCCACGCCCUGUUGACUGGACGUCUGCCCUUUGUGGACGCGUUCGACCCGCGUUUGCAGAUGAAGAUUCUGCGCGGGUCUUGGGAAGUACCACAGGGCUUGGGAAAGGAGUGGGAAGAGUGUCUCGUGGGGUGUCUGGAUGGAGAUAGGGAGGCGAGGUGGACGAUCAAGAGGAUCAGGGAAAGCGAUGCUAUAGUGGGAUGGAGGGAAGUGCAGAGUCGAAGUAAAAGCAGGAGUCGAUCAAGAGCUAAGGGAUUCGGACUGGGUGACCGGUAUUUGGACCCCUUGGGCAGAAACAGCUCGCAGCCGGUACCGAUCCUCUCACCCAAUCCUCGUCUGCGCGAUAUCUCUCGUUCGCGAGACCGCAGCGGCCAGAUCGAACCACCGCUCUCUUCCUCCAACUACACUCCACGCGACCCAUUCGCUCUCCUCCCCCAACCCAACAUGCCGUCCGUUGGCCGUUCACGCAGCGUCAGUGCGUCUAGGAGCAGGAGCAGUGGGCAUCGUCCGAUGUUUGCUUUGGACGGGGUGGAGCUUGCGAGGGGUCUUGAGAGUGUCGAGCUGGAUCGAGGAAGGUCGGCAAGACGGGAUUAUGAUUACGCAUCUUCCAGCAACUCGCCUUAUCCGCCUCAGCGUAAUACCCCCUCGGCUUUGGCGUUUGCUAGACAGCAGGGUACACCUUCCAAUCAGACCCCUGUGCCUAUACCUUCGAGUAACAAUCGAUCUCGUUCCGAGAGCGCCAAUCGAGCCGGCCACGUUUGGCAUCCCCAGUCUGCUCCUGCCCAGAGCGGAAAGUUUAGAGAAGCCAUGGCGACAAACUUUCCCGCUCAAGGCCCUCGACCUGUACCCACUCCGCAGAACGAUCAGCGGUCUCACCCGAAUGCCAAAUCUCGCUCGAGAUCACGACACUCGCAGACUUCGCAGACUUCCACCUCCCCGUCCGCUUCUCGCUCUCUCAGUCGUGGUGGACAAGCAUGGACGGGAGAGAGGGAUGGGCAUGGGGGUGUAUGGGAGGCGGCGCCGGAGAGGUAUGCGUAUGGGCAAGAGCUCGGGGCUGUUCAUGAGGAAGAUAGGGGGCGUGAUAGGAGCACGGGGCUGGCGAUCGGCCAGGCCGAGAGGGGUGUCAGUAGAGGGAGAAAGGGGAGGAGGGAGUGGUGA